Thyridium curvatum is the source of this 2343-nucleotide messenger RNA. RefSeq lists its product as uncharacterized. The transcript has 7 exons. The coding region runs from base 1 to 2343 and encodes 780 amino acids. Gene Ontology annotation, cellular component: cytoplasm. The record is from RefSeq and is a predicted model, not a curated record. Gene Ontology annotation, biological process: NAD+ biosynthetic process. Lineage: Eukaryota; Fungi; Ascomycota; Sordariomycetes; Thyridiales; Thyridiaceae. Gene Ontology annotation, molecular function: NAD+ synthase (glutamine-hydrolyzing) activity; ATP binding; glutaminase activity.
AUGGGCCGUCUCAUCACGGUAGCAGCCGUGGCACUCGGACAAUGGGCCCUCGACUGGGAAGGGAACACUGGCCGAAUCAUCGAGUCUAUCAUCAUUGCAAAGCAGCGCGGAGCAACGCUGCGAGUGGGAUCCGAGCUCGAAGUGCCGGGUUACGGAUGUCUCGACCACUUCAACGAGAUUGACACCUACUCAAACUCGUGGGAUAUGCUUCGUCGCAUUCUGCUCGACAAGAGGUGCUAUGGAAUCAUUAUCGACGUGGGAGCACCCGUUCUGCAUCGCAACCAGAAAUUUAACUGCCGCAUUAUAAUCCUGGAUGGCAAGAUCCUCCUCAUCCGCCCCAAGAUGUUUCUGGCCAACGACGGCAAUUACCGAGAACACCGGCACUUUGUUCCAUGGCUUCAUCCGUGCCAGACUGAGGACUACCACCUGCCUCCUGAGAUCCAAGAGAUUGUCGGUGUAACUCAUGUCCCCUUUGGUGACGCUGUCAUAUCCACGCCCGAUACCUGCCUUGGAGGUGAGUUUGUCGCUUUUGUAUCUCGAAGCCGGGAGGAUCUUUCAAAUGCUAACAAAACGAAUCUACACAGUGGAGGUGAGCAACCCGACCAUAUCUCGUCAAACAUAUCGCCUGGAGAAGCUAACCCCCAAAAGACGUGUGAGGAGCUCUUCACUCCCAAUGCGCCGCAUAUAAACCAGAGUCUCGAUGGUGUCGAGAUUUUCGCCAACAGCUCAGGCUCCCAUUUCUCGCUUCAGAAACUCGACCUGCGCCUGUCCCUCAUUACCGAGGCCACGCGGAAAGCGGGUGGAGUCUAUAUUUAUUCCAACCAGCAAGGCUGUGAUGGCGACCGCCUGUACUACGAUGGCUGCGCCAUGGUUAUAGUGAACGGAAACAUCGUUGCCCAGGGAUCGCAGUUCAGCCUCAGCGACGUCGAGGUGGUCACUGCCACCGUGGACCUGGACGAGGUCAGGGCACACCGCAUGGCGAUGAGCCGUGGCCUGCAGGCUGCCUUGUCGACAGCAAAAUACCAGAGGAUACAGACUGACUUUAGCAUCGGCAAUGACGAGGACGACGCAGAUGUCUCCAUUGCCCCGUCGAAGCCCAUCAAACCUCGGAUCCACACCGUCGAAGAAGAGAUCGCUCUCUGCGCCGGCUGCUACCUCUGGGACUACCUACGCCGCUCUGGCGCCGCUGGUUACCUCGUACCUCUGAGCGGCGGUAUCGAUUCAUGCGCCACAGCAACGAUCGUCUACUCGAUGUGCCGCAUCGUCAUCCAGGCCAUGAAGGACGGCAAUCAGGACGUCAUUGACGACGUGAAACGCAUAGCCAAGUACGACGACAAGCUCCCCGAGACGCCGCAGGAGCUGUGCAGCCAGAUCUUCACGACCAUCUACAUGGGCAUGCGGGAGCAGAGUUCUAGGGAGACGCGGCAGCGCGCCAAGGAUCUCUCCACUGCUAUCGGCUCCUACCAUAUCAACCUCGACAUCGACGAGGUCUUCCAGGCGCAGAAGAACCUCAUCACCAAUGCGAUCGGCUUCACGCCGAGAUUCAAGGUGCAUGGCGGUACUCACCAGGAGAACUUGACUCUCCAGUGCAUUCAGGCGCGCGUCCGCAUGGUCACUGCCUACCAAUUUGGGCAGGUUCUCCCGACUGCGAGAGGUCGUCCCGGUGGCGGCGGCCUGCUUGUUCUGGGAUCCGCCAACGUUGGCGAGUCCCUGGUGGGAUACCUGACCAAGUACGACUGCUCGAGCGCCGACAUCAACCCCAUCGGCAGUAUCGACAAGGACGACCUGAAGCGAUUCAUCGCGUGGGCCGAGACCGAAUUUGAGCUGCCGUGUCUCCGGGAGUUCCUCGAGGCUAUCCCGACGGCGGAGCUUGAGCCUAUUACGCACGACUACGUCCAGUCCGACGAGGCCGACAUGGGCAUGACCUACAAGGAGCUCACCAUCUUCGGCCGGCUCCGAAAGGAGCAGAAGCUCGGCCCCUACGGCAUGUUCCUGCGCCUGGUGCACGACUGGAGCGAGGACCGCGCCGCGCACCCGGGGGGCGGGGACGGGGACGGGGACGGUGCCGGCGGCGACGACGCGCCGCGGAUGACGCCCGCCCAGGUCGCGGAGAAGGUCAAGCUCUUCUUCCACAAGUACUCGGUGGCGCGGCACAAGUCGACGGUGCUCACGCCCGCCCUGCACAGCAACGACUACAGCCCCGAGGACCACCGGCACGACCUGCGGCCGUUCCUGUACCCGCUCAUGUGGAAGUCGUGGAGCUUCAAGAAGAUCGACCGCGAGCUGGCGCGGAUCGAGAAGAGGCAGGCGCUCAAGUUUGGGGAGAAGGAGAAGGGGAAGUAG